Molecule: messenger RNA, 645 nt
Organism: Cylindrotheca closterium
Lineage: Eukaryota; Bacillariophyta; Bacillariophyceae; Bacillariales; Bacillariaceae
Source: the annotation of a GenBank genome assembly
AUGCGUUCUUUCCUUCUUCUCCUAUCGCUAGGCACUGCAUCAGCGUUCGUAGGACAACAACAAGCUGUCCCUAGAGCACACGAGACCGCUCUCUUCGGAGGAGCAUCUGGGUUUGCCACAUCUCUUGACGGAAAGAAGGACAAGGUUGCUAGAGUAGAAGAGCUGUUGGAGUCCUCCGACAUGAUUUUUGCUGUCCCUGCGAAAUCCAUCACAGUCGCAGAAGCACAGCAGCUUCGUCGUUCUCUGCCAGAAGGAAGUGUUGUUUCUGUCGUCAAGAACACAAUCAUGACUCGUGCUGUUGCAGGAACAGAAUAUGAAGCUGCUACGUCGAUGUUGACCGGACCUAACAUGUGGUUUUUCAUCGAAGAAGACAUCGGAGGGACCAUCAAGGCCUGGAAGUCUUUCGUCAAGGAGAGCGGAAAGAUUGAAUCACAUGGAAUUUUCGGAGGUGUAGUCGAGGGGGUAUACUAUGAUGACAAAGGUGUCCAAGCUAUUGGAAAUCUACCAUCGAAGGAUGAGCUUUAUGCCAAGAUUGCUGGAUCUAUCAAGGCUGUCCCGACAAAGGUUGCACGAGUUAUCAAGGCUCCAAAUUCCAAGUUGGCCAGAGCUAUCAAGCUAGCCACUGUAGAUGAAAGAUCCGACUAA